CACUGGGCUCAUCACAUUAAACAUAGCCAUACAUAUCUUGUCCCUCCCACAAUCAUGGAGGAAGAAGUGGUUAUAGUCGGGGCUGGCAUCGGUGGCUUGGCGACUGCGGUGGCCCUAAAGAGGGUGGGUAUCAAGGCGGUGGUGCUGGAGAGGGCAGCCGAGCUUAGGGCGAUCGGCGCAGCCCUCACGCUUUUCCCCAACGCUUGGCUUGCCCUCGAUGCCCUUGGCAUCGCUGAUAAGCUUACCCCGCUCUACGCUCCCAUAGAAAAUGGAUUUGUUACCGAUGUCAAGACCAAAUCAACUCAGCAGUUCAUGCUCUUUGCUCCCAGCAAGAGAGGUGGACCAAGACCGGUAAAUCGAAAGAUCCUAUUACAAGCACUGGCUGAUGAACUUCCUCCGAGUACAAUUCGCUUCUCUUCAAAGCUCAACUCCAUAGAGUCCCAAGUCGAGGAUGGCCAUCGGAUUUCGGUUCUUGGACUUGAAGAUGGAGCCAUAAUCAAGGCUAAGGUGGUGAUAGGGUGCGAUGGGGUUCACUCAAUGAUUGCAAGGCGGUUGAAACUCCGUCCGCCGGUCCAUUCGGGAAGGUCGGCGGCUCGUGGGCUUUCUGUGUAUCCGGAAGGCCAUAGGCUGGGCCGUACUGUUCAGCAAUUUGUGGAUGUGUCCAAGAGGGCCGCUUUUGUUCCUCUCAAUGACAAUGAAAUCUAUUGGUUCUUUGUUUGCAAGACACCAACUAAAGGCGAAGACAUUGGAAGCGACCCGAAAUUAAUUCAAAAAGAAGUAACGGAAAAGUGGGCUAGAGACUUCCCCAUGUCCUACCUUGAAGUCGUCCAACAAUCGGAUCUAUCAACGCUAUCGUGGGCACCACUCGUGUUCCGAUACCCAUGGGACAUUGUUCUCGGAAAUCUGAACGCUACAAACAUCACAGUAGUUGGUGAUGCUAUGCACCCAACGACCCCUGACCUCGGGCAAGGCGGCUGCAUGGCCCUUGAGGAUGCUGUUGUUCUGGGUCGACACAUGGGGAACUCGAUUGGACCUGAUGGUAAGCUUAGGCUAGAAGACGUAGGGCAGGCCCUCAGAAAGUAUGUCAGAGAGAGGAGGUGGCGGACCGCGUGGAUCAUCGCAGCCUCAUUCCUGUCAGGUUGGAUUCAACAAGAUGGGUCAGGGUGGUGGAUGAAGUUCCUUAGGGACGUCUUCUAUAAAACUAUCCUAACCAAGCUUAUGAAUAUUGCAUACUAUGACUGCGGGAGGUUACCGAAUAAGAUGGGAACAUCUAAAUGAGGCAGAGUUCCUAAUUGAAGUCAAACUAGUUCCCGAGCAUUUUGCUACGCUACAUGCUCAUACUGAGAGGAAGUAUUACAGAGAUAAAUUUUUUGGUUUAUUUAGGAAAUGUAAUAUAAUAUAUCAGAAUAAGAUCAUAUCAAUUAGUCCAGUAUUUAAUAUUUUUGGGAGUUUUUAGAUCCCAUUUAACUA
Molecule: messenger RNA, 1470 nt
Organism: Punica granatum (pomegranate)
Lineage: Eukaryota; Viridiplantae; Streptophyta; Magnoliopsida; Myrtales; Lythraceae
Source: RefSeq, a predicted model, not a curated record